This is a messenger RNA of Oryzias latipes (Japanese medaka), 3750 nucleotides long. RefSeq names its product solute carrier family 25 member 36a (gene slc25a36a). NCBI's taxonomy places the organism in Eukaryota, Metazoa, Chordata, Actinopteri, Beloniformes, Adrianichthyidae. Gene Ontology annotation, cellular component: mitochondrion. The record is from RefSeq and is a predicted model, not a curated record. Gene Ontology annotation, molecular function: pyrimidine nucleotide transmembrane transporter activity. Gene Ontology annotation, biological process: pyrimidine nucleotide import into mitochondrion.
AAUACUAUGAGCUCUGCCCUCUUUCCCCCUUGCUGCAGCGAUGAAAGCGGAGGACACAAUCAAGUCAAACCCGUUGAUGUGCUAUAUAACCGUUUGCUGGACCUGAGAUAUUUCACUGACGGUACCUAAGCCCGGCACUCUUCCAGAUCUGGUCCAGGAGAUCUGAGGUACACGGGAGCGGGUUCGUCGGCCCACUGCAGUCUGAAUCACCAGAGACUCGCCCGCCUCUCUCUUGACUGAUUAGUCGUCGACUGGGUUGGUUGGUGGCGUCGACGCUCGCAUCCUCACGGACGGACGCAGGAGGCAGCGGGACGGGACGAAAGCCGACUCUGCCGCAGGCCGAGACGGCAGAGAAUGCAAAAUAAUGAGCCAAAGAGACACACUGGUUCAUUUGUUCGCCGGAGGAUGUGGGGGAACCGUUGGUGCCAUUUUGACUUGUCCUCUGGAGGUGGUGAAGACCAGACUGCAGUCAUCCUCUAUAACUCUGUACAUCUCUGAAGUCCAGCUUACUGGUGUCAACGGCGCCGGCGUCGCUCGUGUUUCUCCUCCAGGGCCUCUGCACUGCCUCAAGUUAAUCCUAGAGAGAGAAGGACCGCGCUCUCUGUUCAGAGGACUGGGCCCCAACCUAGUGGGUGUGGCACCUUCCAGGGCGAUCUACUUUGCGGCUUAUUCGACAGCAAAAGAGAAGCUGAAUGGCGUGCUGGAGCCAGACUCGACGCAGGUGCACAUGCUGUCUGCUGGGAUGGCAGGGUUCACUGCCAUCACAGCCACCAAUCCCAUCUGGCUGAUCAAAACCCGCCUACAGCUGGACUCCCGAAACCGAGGCGAGCGACGCAUGAAUGCUUUUGAGUGUAUCCGGCGGGUGUACCAGACGGACGGCCUGCGUGGUUUCUACAGAGGGAUGUCGGCGUCUUACGCCGGCAUCUCUGAGACUGUCAUUCACUUUGUCAUCUAUGAAAGUAUCAAGCGAAAACUGUUGGAGGCCAAAGCGCAUGCCAGCAUGGACGAAGAGGAGGAGUCUGUCAAAGACCCCUCAGACUUUGUUGGGAUGAUGCUUGCCGCAGCAACCUCAAAAACCUGCGCCACCUCCAUCGCCUAUCCUCACGAAGUGAUCCGCACACGGCUACGAGAGGAAGGCAGCAAGUAUCGCUCCUUUUUCCACACUCUGCUGACGGUACCUAAGGAGGAGGGAUACCGAGCUCUGUACCGCGGUCUAACCACCCACCUCGUCAGACAGAUUCCCAACACUGCUAUCAUGAUGUGCACCUAUGAGGUGGUGGUCUACCUGCUCGGCCAUUAGCCCGCCGCCUUCGUCACCUCCUCUCCGCUGGAGGAGGGGGGGUGUGACGGCAAACUGAGGAGGAGGCCCAGAGCAGUGGGUUUGAAAUGUGAAAAUGAAGACCAAAGGAAACCCGAAGACGUGCUAGCGGACCAGAAAAAGACGAGCAGGAAUUUAGGACGGCUAGUUGGUACCUUAACCAGUGUGACAGCGGGAGCAGAUCGGGCUGAGCAGCUCGCCGAUGGGGGUUCAGAGAGGGGAAGGAAUGCCGACUGGAGCGUCACGGAUGCAGUGUGGCACCGUUUGGAGCGAUCUUAAACAAAAGUCUGACUUGUUUGAACUGAAGUAGUUAGUUUGAAGCCAUCUUGAUGACGCUAUUUUCCCCAUGGUUCAUACAUUGGGAAGGAGGAAAGAGAUUGUGCGUUUUCAGGAGUUCACACUGAACGCUGGGAUUUCAGGAAUGUUCAGAUUAAGGUUGAAUGUCAGAGAGAAGUCCAGUUUAGGUUUUCAUACACCACCUCUUCACACUACACAAAAAUCGGUUCAGCCAGUCUCCUCCUAGCGCUGCCUGGUUGACAUAUAGGAACGCAGUCACAAAUCUGAUCUCCAGUCGGUGUUUUCUUCCUCCUUCACUCGAUGCCUGGUGGUGACUGGUUGGGCUGAAGCUCUUUUUCUGCUUUGACUUUGGUUAGAAAACUGCCUUCAGCUCAGCCUGCAAGUCACUGCUCAGGAAUUAGCAAAGCCGCGACCAGUUUAAAAGUUGUUCAGCAACUAGGCAUGCCUGGAAGGCACCAACACGUUCUCAUACAAGUAUUGCUACUUGAAUAUAAUGUGAUAGUUCGGAGGAACUGUUGAAGAGGAGGAGUCUGGAGUUUUCUCACCUACAGUGUGUGUUUGUUUGUGUGUGGGUGUUUAACAAGUUGGAGGAUCUAAUUGUGUUAAAGGAUGUGUGCAUCUUCAGUCAGAAGUGUCUACUUCAUCCAUUAACCAAUAAUUUAUCAAGACUCUGCAGUUUGAAGUGUGAGUUUCUCACUCAUGCCAGUCCUUUUUUCCUUCCUGCCUUCCCUCAUUCCCUCCGUCCUUCUUUCCUUCCGGUGGCUUCCAACUGACCCGUUAACAUGCACUUUUGUGGCCUUUUAGGGUUUGUGCUUUGCUUUUUAUUGUGUGGACAAAUUAAACUUGUACAUUGUAAGAGAAAAAAAAGUAUUACUGUAUUUCAAAAAUGGUAUUUUGCGCAACUGUUCUGUUAGCAGAUAUCUGUACAGUUUAGAGAUCCUAAUUAUUGUGAAGGACGCCGCGACACAUUGGUGUGGAAAUACAUAUCAGCAUUUUUUUUUCUCUCUCUCUCUCAUGAGAACCAGUUCUGAUCAUGCUGUAGUUUUUACAUCUGCAAAAAAGAGUGUUUGUUUUUAUUUGUGUGCAAAUGAAGCUGGUUUCUAUGUUGACUGUUGGCAGGAAUAUUGCAAUUUUUUUGUUUUGUUUUCCUGUAGUGUAUGUUUCAGAACGCACAAUUACCGGGGUGCUUACAUGAAUGCUUACAAAGUAAUGGAUGUAAGGAUUUGUGAUGGAGCUUUAGUUAUGUUUUUACAGGCGUAAAACUGGUUUCCAUUUCCAAAACAUAGGAUUUUUAAGGUGUGUUUACAUGAUUCCCCACUUCCUUUCCAAAUAUUUUCUAAUUUUUACAACUAGAUAUUUCAGGAGUUCAGGAGCAAAAGUUCACUUUUCUUCAAAAAAAUCAGUAAUGUACCUGCCUUGGAAAAGUGAAACUGAACGGUAUAUUUCUAGAAAACGACAUGAGUAGCAGUGGAAAACUAAGUUCCCAGUUUAAGUUAUUGAGGUUUUUAUUUAUGUAUUAGAAAAAAAAAGAUUAAGCCACAUUUUAUUCCUCUAAAAUUCUCCAGAAUACUUGAUUAGACUUUUUUCCCCAAAUAGUCAGUUUUAGAGAUAAUCCAUAUUAUCAUGAAAAAAAUUAUCUGUAUUGUUUGGUGAAACUCCCGAUUCCUUCCUCUACAGUCUCUCUCAUCCAGUAGCUGCUGUUUUACCACUGUGAAAGUUCUCCGUCUCUCAUUUUGACCCGGUUUCAUUUUACCGAAAAAAUCUGUGCUUUUAAGUUGUGACACUGAAUUCUAUUCUUUGUUGUUUUUUUUAAUCCCCCAAUACUUUGCUUUUGCCAAAACAAAAGGAGGAAAAGUCAUUGUCUUUUAAAACACUAAAGCUUUCUGUAUGUGUCAUUGGUUCAACAGGUCAGACGACCUAAAAAGUGAAAUGAAGCGGUUCAAACAUUUAGCUUGAUGCUGUACCUCUCAUCUCAGUGUUCUUGUAAACUUGUGCAUUUGCUCUGUACGCUUGGCUAGAAUGCAGUUCAAAAGGGUUGAAUGUCACCUGAACGUCUGUUAUAGCUCGCUAUGUUUAUUUUUGUGUUUUGUCUUUUUUUUUUUAACACAAAAUAAAUAAAAUUUAUUUGAAGCUAA